Messenger RNA from Parnassius mnemosyne (clouded apollo), 3369 nucleotides. Lineage: Eukaryota; Metazoa; Arthropoda; Insecta; Lepidoptera; Papilionidae. The record is from the annotation of a GenBank genome assembly.
AUAGGAUUUUUUUAUAUGGGAGUGAUAUAAGAAACUAUUUUUCUUAUAUCAAUGAGAAAAACAGAAAAUUAAUUCUACUUACAUAUGUAUUGCAUAUUUAUUUAUGAAUUGUGAUUAAAGCUAUUGGAAAUAGAAAUGGCCUAUUUUAGUGAAAUUUGUAGAAUCUGUUUAUGCGAUAAUGUACGCAUGUAUGUACUAAAGAAGACUGGUCUCGAAAAUUUGUACAAAACAUUGACGAAUAAUUUUAUGGACGAGGAUGAGGAGCCCAUAAUUAUCUGUUUCACCUGUCAUGCAAGACUCAUUCGUUGCAGAACAUUACAACAACAGGCUAUUGAGUCAAAUGCAAUUCUGGAGCAGUUGCUUGCAGGAGGGUCCAUGGUAUUAUCCGUUCCAUCCAUUAAACCUAUAAAAGUCCCUCAUAGAUUGCCUCAUAUACGAGGGGUUUUGCCAUAUUUGCUACGCUUGGCAGUCAAUACCAAAUCAUCAUGAGGCUAGAGAUAAGAUUCAAUUCACACCAAUUAGUCAUAUAGAUAUCAGGCCAGCAGAGUGUGAUGUAGAAAAUAAUUGUAAGGACGAUAUGUUUAGCCUUGAUUUUGUUAAAGUUGAGGAAGAGAAUUUCGAAAUUGAGAAUUCCACAUUUAAAGAAAAUUGGAAUCAUGAAAUAGAAACUUCUGAAAAGAAGAUUAAAUCAAAUUCUACUGAUUGUAACAUAAACGAUGUUCGUGAAGAAAACCUCGAUUUUGAAGGCCCUACUAUUAAAUCAAACCCUAAAAUGAAAAAACAUAAUCAACCAAUUAAUAAAAAAGAAAAGCAUCCUGCAAAAAUAAUGAAAAAGAAAAUUUUAAAACAAAAGAGUGUAAAUUUACUUAAGAAAAAGACAUCUGGGACAUCAACUAAAUACAUUUUUGAAUGUGAUGGUUGUAGUAAAAAAUUUUCAACAAAAGACAUUCUCGCCAAACACAUUUCAUACAGUCAUAAGACACAAAAGAACUCAGACACCACUGCAGUGCGGACACAAGUAGAACUAACUCCAGUACCACAACAAACAGAAAAAUUUAAUUGUGAUAUUUGCGAAUUUAAAACAUCUCAAAAACGUUGCAUUUUGUCACAUCUUAAAGCGCACGUCGCUAAACAAAUGUACUGUUGUAAUAAUUGUGAAUAUAAAUGUAUUAGAAAAAGAGAUUUGCAAAAACAUAUGAAAAUACACACCGGUGAAAAACCUUUUUCGUGUAAUAUCUGUGAAUAUAGAUGUAUUACAAAAAGUAAUUUGCAAACCCAUAUGAAAAUACACACUGGUGAAAAACCUUUUUCGUGUAAAAUCUGUGAACAUAGAUGUGUUACAAAGAGUCGUUUGCAAAUACAUAUUAUGAAAAUACACAGCGGUGAAAAACCUUUUUCGUGUAAUAUCUGUGAAUAUAGCUGUAUUAGAAAAAGUGCUUUGCAAAUACAUAUGAAAAUACACACCGGUGAAAAACCUUUUUCGUGUAAUAUCUGUGAAUAUAGAUGUAUUAGAAAAAAUAGUUUGCAAGAACAUAUGAAAAUACACAGCGGUGAAAAACCUUUUUCGUGUAAUAUCUGUGAACAUAGAUUUAUUAGAAAAUGUGAUUUGCAAACCCAUAUGAAAAUACACACCGUUGAAAAACCUUUUUCGUGUAAUAUCUGUGAAUAUAGAUGUAUUAGAAAAAAUAGUUUGCAAGAACAUAUGAAAAUACACAGCGGUGAAAAACCUUUUUCGUGUAAUAUCUGUGAACAUAGAUUUAUUAGAAAAUGUGAUUUGCAAACCCAUAUGAAAAUACACACCGGUGAAAAACCUUUUUCGUGUAAUAUCUGUGAAUAUAGAUGUAUUAGAAAAAAUAGUUUGCAAGAACAUAUGAAAAUACACAGCGGUGAAAAACCUUUUUCGUGUAAUAUCUGUGAAUAUAGAUGUAUUAAAAAAAGUCGUUUGCAAGAACAUAUGAAAAUACACACCGGUGAAAAACCUUUUGCGUGUAAUAUUUGUGAAUAUAGGUGUAUUAGAAAAACUGAUUUGCAAACCCAUAUGAAAAUACACACCGGUGAAAAACCUUUUUCGUGUAAUAUCUGUGAAUAUAGAUGUAUUACAAAAAGUAAUUAUCAAAAACAUAUGAAAAUACAUACUGGAGAAAAACCUUUUUCGUGUAAUAUCUGUGAAUAUAGAUGUAUUACAAAAAGUCAUUUGCAAACCCAUAUGAAAAUACAUACUGGACAAAAACCGUUUUCGUGUAAUAUCUGUGAAUAUAGAUGUAUUACAAAAAGUCAUUUGCAAACCCAUAUGAAAAUACAUACUGGAGAAAAACCUUUUUCGUGUUAUAUCUGUGAAUAUAGAUGUAUUUCAAAAGUUUCUUUGCAAACACAUAUGAAAGUACACACAGGAGAAAAACCUUUUUCGUGUAAUAUCUGUGAAUUUAUAUGUAGAACAAAAAGUAAUUUGCAAAAACAUAUGAAAAUACACACCGGAAAAUACCUUAAUUGAGGAUAAGGAUUCCUAAUAGAUGUCCAUGGGCCACAGCUGCACAGCAUUCACUUACCAUCAGUUGGACUGGGUGCUCGUAUGUCACCCUUAUUCAAUUUAACAAAUCAUUGAAUAUCUCAGAUCAACACCGGUUUGAAACCAUUCAAGUGUGAGGUAUGCGAUAAAUUAUAUUAGGUUCUUACAUAUGAAAUUAGGGGGUGCUAAGAAACUCCGGUGGAGGUUCGGUUGCCAUCUACGACGACUCGACCUGGCAACUUAUAACGCACGCACCCUGAGGACUGACGAGAAGAUCCCGGAGCUGGAAGAAUAGAUAGGCAAGUUGCGCUGGAAUGUCAUAGGAUUAUCCGAAGUCCGAAGAGAGGUGGAGAACACGGUAAUCCUCGAAUCCGACAAUUUGUUCUAUCACCGGGAGGGUGACCAUCUGUCCCAAUGAGGUGUUGGAUUUAUCGUCCAAAGUCACUCGUUAACAACGUUGUAAAGAUUGGGAGUGUGUCGACGAGGGUUGCGUACCUUAUACUCAGAAUCACCAAACGGUAUUCGCUGAAGGUCAUACAGGUAUACGCACCAACCUCGGCACACCCCGAUGAGGAGGUGGAGGAAAUGUAUGAGGAUAUCUCUAGAGCCAUGCAUUCCUCCAGAACCCACUAUACGGUGUUAAUGGGAGACUUCAACGCAAAACUAGGCACAAUUAUUGUAAAAAAAGACAGCAUUUGGAUCUCAUCUACUGUAUUCCAGAAGUUGUAGAGAACCCCUUUAAGGCUUCAAAUACUGAUAACACUGGUAAGUUUCCCUUCAACUCUUUCUAAUAAUUUUAUAAAGAGUUAUUAAAUAUUCUCAUGAUGUACAACAAUCUAUUAAAUUGCUUAUUUAGCAUCCAU